Molecule: messenger RNA, 2268 nt
Organism: Daphnia pulicaria
Lineage: Eukaryota; Metazoa; Arthropoda; Branchiopoda; Diplostraca; Daphniidae
Product: nucleolar protein dao-5-like
Exons: 10
Coding region: 85-2142 (685 amino acids)
Cellular component (GO): nucleoplasm; nucleolus
Source: RefSeq, a predicted model, not a curated record
UCCCGACUUCAACCUCACACGUUGCGAGCCUCCAUUUGACUCACUUUCCCUUCAGUUGUCCUUUUGGUUUGACAGAGUUUCACGAUGGCCGCCAAUAUCACUGACACUACAGCUGCGGCGUUUGUUUAUUCUUAUCUCCAAGAAAAGGACCCCAAUUACGCUGAAACAUUCAAGAAAAAGACAAACGCACCGGUUCUUCUGAAAGGAUCCCCAUCUUUAAAGGAUGUCAUUGACCAUUUCCAAAAGACUUCCCCACUGAAGAGAAGAAUUUCGCUUGACAAUGCAUCAGCUGCAAAAAAAUCAAAAGUUGAAAGCAGUGACAGUGAGUCUGAUUCAGGGAUGGAUGAAACAAAGCCAGUUGAAGUACCUAGCAAUGGUGUUUCACACAAAAUGAAUAUCACAGCUAAACCUGCCUCAAGUGGUUCGUCAGAUGAUAGUGAUUCAACUGAUGAUGAAGCCCCUGUUACCAAAGUUACACCUUUAAAAGCCCCGAACAAGCCUCAGACACCUGCUGCUAGAGCUGCUGCUGCACAGAAAAAAUCUGACUCUAGUUCUUCAGAUUCAGACUCAAGUGAAGAUGAAGCUCCAAAGCCUGUUAAUGGUACACAAACAUCUGCUAAGCCAGUACUUAAAAAAGCUGAAUCGUCAUCUUCAGAAGAGUCUGACAGUGAAGAGGAGACAAAGCCUGUGCAGAUCACUAAACCCAUUAUUAAAACACAGCCUGUUUUAAUAAAAAAAAUUGAAAAGGAAUCCAGUUCUGAGGAGUCUGAUAGUUCAGAAGAGGAGUCCAAGCCUGUCGUCAAUUUAUCAAAGCAAGUUGUCAAGCCUGUUGUCAAAGAAGAUAGUAGUUCUGAUGAAUCUGAUAGCUCUGAAGACGAGACACCAUCUGCCAAACCAACAGUUGCUGUUAAGGCGGCUGUUGCUAAAGCAAACCUUAAGAAAGAAGAAAGUUCGGAAGAGUCCGAUAGCUCUGAAGAUGAAAAGAUUGUUGCUGCUUCAAAAGUUACGCCUGCUAAGGCCCCGGCUAAAGUUGUAACUAAACAGGAGAGUAGUUCAGAGGAAUCGUCGGACAGUUCUGAAGACGAAAAACCAGCUCCCAAAUCGACUCCACUUCGCGCAGCAACUAAGGCUCCAGCAAAAGUGGAGAGUUCCGAAGAUUCCGAUAGUUCAGACGAAGAAAUUAAACCCACCGUUGCUUCCAAACCAACUGUCGCUUCCAAACCUGGAAACGCUAAUGAGUCGGAUUCAAGUUCGGAGGAGUCGAGUGAUGAAGAGCCAGCGCCAGUAAAAGCCACUCCAUCUAAGUCUGUUGUUUCUAAAGAUGCCGACAGCAGUGAAGAUUCGGAGGAGAGUUCUGACGAAGAAACUACACCUACGAAAACAAAACAGAAUUUGUCGAUGGGUGCGGGAAAUGACAGUUCACAGAAACAAAAGCCACAGAAUUCUACUCCUAAUUCGGCAAAUACACCGGGAAAGAAUGGUAGUUUUGCUGCUUCCACUACUCCCAACGACUCGAAAAAAGAUUUCAAUGGUGGGAGCGCACGUCGAACCCCCAACACUCCAUUCCGGCGUGUGCGAGAAGAAGAAAUUGAAAUUGACCAGAAAUUUGUCGAUAAUUCAUUUACUGCAAAGGAGGAAGAGGCCGAUGGUGAAGAUACUGACGUAGCAGCGAGACCUGGAUUUGGAUUUCAAAGGGGAGGUGGACAGAAUGGGUUCGGCAAUAGGGGAAGAGGUUUCGGCGAUCGCGGAGGAUUUGGUGAUCGUGGCGGAUUCAACCGAGGCCGCGGAUUUGGUGGUCGGGGCGGAUUUUCCAGAAACGGAGAUGGAGAGCAGGGAGACGGUUCCAGCGAGAACAGAACUCCAGGAAGGGGAGGGUAUGGCGGAUCUAAUCGAGGCGAUUCUGAAGGUGGUUUUAGGGGUGGACGUGGGGGAUUUUCCAGGCCAGAAGGAGGUGGUGAUGGAGGAUUCAGAGGGGGUUUUCGAGGCGGAUUUCGGGGUGGUGAUAGAGGACGUGGCGGUGGUGAUAGAGGACGCGGUGGUUUCCGAGGUGGUAGGGGUUUUGGCAACAGAGGUUCUUCAGGGCCUUCAAUUCAAGCAGACUCCUCGGGGACUGGUUUAAACAAGAAAAUGGUGUUUGAAUAGUAGUUAAAAUGUGUUGCAAAUUUCAGAGAGGUGCGUCGGGUUCGUGGGGAGAGCGUGCCAACCUUGAUUUAAUACACACCAAGGGAAAAAGUUUUCGACAUGAAAAGACAAAAAAAAAGCGAGGAA